Molecule: messenger RNA, 1715 nt
Organism: Solea senegalensis (Senegalese sole)
Lineage: Eukaryota; Metazoa; Chordata; Actinopteri; Pleuronectiformes; Soleidae
Product: solute carrier family 22 member 13-like
Exons: 11
Coding region: 57-1685 (542 amino acids)
Biological process (GO): transmembrane transport
Cellular component (GO): membrane
Molecular function (GO): transmembrane transporter activity
Source: RefSeq, a predicted model, not a curated record
UUUUACUGGGUAUUUCUGUGUUCCCUGCUGCACUCCGAGGACGCACAGACGUCAAUAUGAGCAACUUUGGGCAGAUCCUGAAGGAGAUUGGGGAGUUUGGUUUAUUCCAAAAACUUCUGGUUGUUGCAAUAUGCAUCCCCAGUAUGUUUACAGCAUUUGAUUUGAUCGGUCAGGUGUUCACAGGCAUGAACUUCCCACAUCACUGUAACACUGACUGGAUUUUGGCCCAAGGACCCAACCUGACGGAGGAGAGACAGAAGAAUCUCACCAUUCCCGUGAACAGUGAUGGAACGUACGAGAGCUGUGAAAUGUUCACGCCGGUGGAUUUGGAUUUGGAAACGAUCGAAGUUUAUGGGAUUAACACAACGACAGUAUGCAUCAAUGGAGAAGUUUAUGAAACACCCAGAGGUGCUUCUAGCAUUGUCACCGAGUUUGACCUGAUGUGUGACACGGUCAGUUUCAUUGAGAUCUCACAGUCCAUCCACAUGGCCGGUCUUUUGGUGGGAGCACUGGUGUUUGGGUCGAUGGCUGACAGGUUCGGUCGACGCUUCGUGCUACUCAUCGCAUUCUUUCAGCUCAUGUUGAGUGGUCUUGCUUCUGCUUUCUCACCCAACAUCUAUGUGUAUAUAGUUUUCAAAUUCUUCAGUGGCAUCGCAACUUCUGGCAUUAUUCUGUGUGGAUUUGUUCUUGGUGGAGAAUGGACUGACUCUUCCAAAUUUGCUUUGGUUACCAUUAUGUGCCUUUUGACGUUCUCUAUUGGACUGGUGGUAACAUCUGGCAUAGCCUAUUUGAUCCGUAACUGGAGGAUCCAACAGCUGGUGUUCUACAGCCCUAUUAUCGUCUUCCUGGGAGUCUUUUACUGGAUUCUUCCAGAGUCGGCUCGCUGGCUCAUCACCCAGGGCAAGAAGGAGGAAGCCAUAAAGGAGAUCCAGAGGGCAGCUAAGGUGAAUGGUAGGAAGGUCCCAGAAGACAUAUUGAAUCAGUUGGAGGUUGAGGAAACAUCUGAGAGAAGAAGCAUGGUGGACAUCUUCAGAAUCUCAUAUCUGAGGAAACGUGUUCUCAUAAUGUGCUACAUCUGGUUUGCAAUAAGUCUGUUGUACUACGGACUGAGCCUGAAUGUUGGCAACUUUGGGUUGGACAUCUACCUCACACAGUUCAUCUUUGGGCUAGUAGAAAUUCCUGCACGUCUGGGCUCUUUGCCACUAAUCCAGCGCUUUGGGAGGAGAAUAUGUGUCGUGGUGUCGCUAUUUUUUGGAGGUUCUGCUACUCUUGGGACACUUGUUAUUCCAAAAGAUCUUCCAGCGGUGGUCACAGUCCUAGCUGUACUCGGAAAAUUUGCAGCAUCUGUCACUUUCACCAUAGUCUUUGUGUAUUCUGCAGAACUGUACCCAACAGUUUUAAGGCAGAAUGGUGUAGGUCUGAACUCCACGUGUGCUCGUAUCGCGGGCAUCCUGUCUCCACUGAUCAGACUCCUGGGCGUCUACCAUCACACCAUCCCCAUGCUGAUAUACGGCAUCUUCCCCAUUACUGCUGGAGUCCUCUGUUUACUACUUCCUGAAACUUGUAAUGUUGGACUUCAAGACCACACUGAAGAAACAAAACCUGACAAUGACACUAUCGAGAUUCCAUCCAAACCAGAAAAGAGCACAAAAAUGUAUGAACUUCCCACAUCACUGCAACACUGACUGGAUCUUUGCCCAAGUGACCAACCUGAC